Molecule: messenger RNA, 384 nt
Organism: Symbiodinium necroappetens
Lineage: Eukaryota; Dinophyceae; Suessiales; Symbiodiniaceae
Source: the annotation of a GenBank genome assembly
AUGGACGGUACAGUCAGGAUACCUGCUGCUGACAACCCUGAGGACAAGGAGCUCAUGGAGACAGUGAACUCCAAUAACUUUCGAGAGCUCUUCAGCAGUAAGACCAACUGGUUCGUGGAUGACACCAACGUGUACCGGGUGAAGAUCCACAAAGCCGUCGACGGAAGCCUGAAGACCGAGACAAUAAACGGAGCGAUCUUCUUCUUCAACCCGCGAACAGGACAGCUCUUCCUGAAGAUCAUCCCUGCUUCCGCCUGGGCUGGUCAUGAGCGUCUUCCACAGCUGGCAAAGCAGAAGACAGCCGAGGAGGUCGCCGCAUUCAUCCGCUCCAUGCCGGCGGAAGAGCAGCCGACGUGCAGCUUGCGGAUUUCCCGAAGAUCGUGA